This is a messenger RNA of Ectocarpus sp. CCAP 1310/34, 2844 nucleotides long. Lineage: Eukaryota; Phaeophyceae; Ectocarpales; Ectocarpaceae. The record is from the annotation of a GenBank genome assembly.
UUCACACCCCCGCGUGUGGGCGGAUCACCGAGCGACUUCCACCCAGCCGCCACAAGCAAUGAGAGGAGAGCUGGCGUAUCGGUCUCCUCGUCUCCUCGAAGUGAAAUGCUGGCCUUCCGAUAUCUUGGAAAGGCCCACCAAACGGACGCACCUUUUGCUGUACAUCGGUCAGGGCACAACACCGGUACCGAUACAAGCAACAAUGACAACGACGACAGGGGCAGCGCACGGUGCUUGGAAGCCAUCACCGUCGUGCUUAAUCAAUCGUCGCCCAAGGGAGGAAUCAGAGAACCCCCGUUUAUCUCAUCCACGUUGCAGCUGCAAUUAGCGUGCUUGGAGCUAUGCAGGGUGUGUCGAAGCCUGCCAUCCCUGCACAUCACGGUCCGGGAAACAUUGCCUUCAAGCUUGUGGGUUGCUCCGACUUCCUCCGACGACGCCGGCGAUCACGACGACGGCGUUCUCCUUCCUUCUCUCCGCCGAUGCUAUCCCCGCGGGGGCAUGCGAGGGAAAGACGGCGUGACCCCGAACCGCGUCCCGCCCCUUCUCCCAUUCAGCGUAACAUGUGGGUACGCGAGCUUGCCUCUCUCUAGUAGUAGUCGCACGGCCGACCGAUGGGCUGGCGUGGAGCGACUGCGCCUCGAAUUUUCUGUCUCGGAGAUUGAGAAUUGGAAGGAAUCGCCGUUGGUGGUGCUGCCGGGAAGACUCAAGCACCUGCUGCUUAUCUCGAGCUACUUCGAUUUUGUCCAAAACAGAAUUGGGAACUAUCGACUUCCGGUGGCGGUGUUGUCGUCGCCGCCGCCCCUCCUCCUCAAGCUUUUCGUCAACGGGAGUUUCGAGGUGCCGGUUGCAGACGUUCCGUGGCCCCCUUCUCUUAUACAGAUUUCUUUCGGAUCUAGGUUUCAACAACGCUUGGGGAGAGGGGGGGCUGGCAGUGCUGUUGACGGUGUUAUCAAAUGGCCAGUGCACCUGCAGCAGCUGUCGUUCCGGCAUCAAUUCGAAGAGCCCAUUGCCGAAGUCAGUUGGCCGUCAUCGCUGGAGCGCCUCGCGUUUUUUGGGCCUGGCUUCAACGAGCCUCUUGCCGGUGUGGUGGCUUCCUGGCCGUCGCUGCGGAAACUCGUCCUCGGGAAUACUUUCAACCAAACAAUCGCCCAAGUAUCGUGGCCGUCCUCAUUGCAGGAGCUCUCCCUGGGCGAAGGAUUCCACAAUACCGUAGAAGAAGUCAUAUGGCCUUCUUCGCUACGAAAGCUGGAUCUGGGCCAAAGCUUCAACCAUCCCAUCGCUGAAGCUACGUGGCCAGCCUCCCUGGAAGAGCUGGCGUUUGGAGGUUGUGGAGGCAGGUUCAAUCAUCCCAUCACCCACGUUGCGUGGCCGGCAUCCAUCCGAGAGCUCACAUUCGGGGCACAUUUCGACCAACCCAUCGCCCAAGCGUCGUGGCCGAGUUCCCUUCGAGCGCUCGCAUUCGGGACACAUUUCAACCAACCCAUUGACAAAGUGUCAUGGCCACCCUCCCUCCAGAAGCUUACCUUUGGAAAGUUCUUCAAUCAUCCCAUCGCCCGUGUUUCGUGGCCGGAUGCCUUGCGAGAGCUGGCAUUCGGGGAAAGGUUCGACCAGCGCAUCGUCCUUGUCAAGUGGCCGGCCUCCCUCCGAUCUCUCGCGUUCGGUGAACGGUUCAACCAACAAAUCGCCCAAGCAUCGUGGCCCGAUGCGUUGCAAGAAAUCGAGUUCGGUGGGUGGUUCGCCCAACCGAUGAUCGGUACCGACUGGCCGAUGAGCCUGCGUAAGAUAUACAUCAGUAGGCGUUCUGUCUCGGGGAAUCGCGGAUCAGGCUGCGUGUCCGACCUCUGUGGAAAACGUGAGCUAUCGCUCUUCCGUUACGUUUUGUGAGGUUCCAUGUUUGCCCACUCUGCCCAAAAGGACGACCUUGCAUGAGAUGGGAGAGACCGGAUAAGUUGGAAGGAUGUUAGAGAAGGCAACGAGAGGUACUUACUCUCGGCGGAACAGUUGGCUAAAGUACGCAAAGGUUAUCUCCCAACACCCUUUCUUUGGCGAAAUUGAAUGGAGGAUUGGUGGCUCGCACGGCUGUUUGUUCCCCUCAUUCGAGACGUUUCGGAUGGAAUCUUCGCUGAGUGUACCGCCCGCAUCACCAAAGUAGUGAUUCCCUUUUUCGGCUCUGGUGUGUGGUCGCUGUGUGAAGAAGAGUUGUGAUGUUGUGUGGGUGCUGUGUGUAUAAAUGGGCAUACAGCACGGCUGGAUCUUCAUGGUGAACGAGUUGUUGGUUGAACCGAGCAACGCGUUUCCUUGGUCAAACGAAACGGUCACGUACUCUUGUGGCGGCGAUCUUCCCCGGUUCGAACUACAGGCAGCCUGCUGCCGUUGGGCGUUGGUGCCUGACUUUGCGAUUCCUGAAAGACUUGGACAGUCGUCCACCAUCCUCGUUCGUCUCAUGUAAAAUCUCAACCAUUACUACCAACAACUCACUCGACGGUAGGUGGAGGCACAGCUAACGCGUUUAUCGACAGAUCGUUCAUAGUUGGCUGGCUGUCAGAGAACAAACUUGAUGAGAGUCCAUCAGGAGUUUUUAGGGUCCAGCAAUCCGGCCGAGAGAGGCUGAUUUGAAGCAGCAGGCAACUUGCAUCACACCCAGUGCCAUUCUUGUUCUCAUGCACCUCGAGUCUGCGCUCCCGACAGUUUUUGAUUUGAGUCUCAGGCUGACAUCGUAUCUUCUGUUGCCCAACGCUUUGUCUAGGAGCUUUGCCUAGGGGGCGAGCUGCAUCUAUGUCGGGAGGGGGUACGGGACCGUUGCGCGUACAUGCACACAUGCGGUGAAAUCGGAAAGAGAAAAGA